GGGUGGAAGAGCUGCCUUAAAACUCGCCCUCCUUUUCUCUCGCACUCGCGCCUUCCCUGAACCGUGAGAACCUUGCCCCCCGGGGCACCCGCCUGUCCCAAACCCGUGUAGAAACGACCUGCAGGAGGGCAAAACUUGGCCCCGGCCGCCGGCGCGCUUCUCCAGCGGGAGCCUUUGCGGGAACCGGGAAACUGCGGAGCGCUCGAGGGUGCCAGGGUGCAAACAUGGAGGCCCCUCGGAUGGGGAACCUCUACCUGGAAGACCCCUUGCUCCCGGGAUACCUGAGAGCCCACCUGCCCGCCCAGGUGUUCGCCGAGGUGAACAUUGAUCUGGAACGGUUUGGAGCUCGUUUGAGAGAUGAAAUUGGCUUCUUGGGCUGUGAGUGUGAGCUAAACCCUCCUAGAUUAUUGCAUUUUGAUGCCUGGGGGCAACGUGUGGACCAAGUGAUCACCUGCCCAGCCUGGAAGAGGCUGAAGGACAUCUGUGCUGAGGAGAGCCUUGUGGCUGAAGGUUAUACAAGGAGAUAUUCCAGUUGGAGCCGUGUUUAUCAGAUUGCCAAGGUGUAUCUUUUUAUGCCCUUUUGUGCUUGCUAUGGAUGCCCUCUAGCCAUGACUGAUGGAGCAGUAAAAGUAAUUGAGUCUUUAGGUAUCCCAAAACCCCUGGAAGAAGCCUAUGCUCAUUUGACCUCAAGUGACCCCAAGACCUUCUGGAUCUCUGGCCAAUGGAUGACAGAACGCAAAGGCGGCUCUGAUGUCGGAGGUGGAACAGAAACUGUUGCACGGGAACUUCCAGAUGGCUCCUACAGUCUGCAUGGUUUCAAAUGGUUCACAUCAGCUGCUGAUUCAGACAUGACGCUGACAUUGGCAAGGAUUGUGGGCCCUGAUGGGCAGAUACAACAGGGCUCCAGAGGCCUCUCUCUCUUCUACCUGAAAAUCUAUGAGGAUGGGAAGCUGAACGGCAUAAAAAUACAGAGGCUGAAAGAGAAGCUGGGCACAAGGGCGGUGCCAACGGCAGAGCUGUGGCUGGAUGGCGCUCGAGCACAUCUGAUCUCUGCAGAAGGCAAGGGGAUGGCUUGUAUUGCCAACAUGUUGAACAUCACUAGGAUCUAUAAUACCAUCUUUGCAGUUCAUCAUAUGAGAAGAAUUGUCGACCUGGCACGGGAUUAUGCCACCAAAAGAGAAGCCUUUGGAAAACCCCUUAAAGAUCACCCUUUGCACAUGCAAACUAUGGCACGAAUGGAGGUGCAGACCCAAGCAGCGUUCCUGCUGGCGAUGGAGCUGGCGAGACUGCUUGGCCUGGAAGAAACGAAGAUGGCGACGGAGCAGGAGAAGCACAUGCUGAGGCUGCUCACCCCUCUCGCUAAACUUUAUACUGCAAAACAGGCUAUCGCUGUGGUCUCAGAAGGCCUGGAAUGUUUCGGAGGACAGGGCUACAUGGAAGACACAAACCUGCCUGCCAUUCUUCAGGAUACCCAGGUGAUGUCAAUCUGGGAGGGAACCACGAACAUCCUGUGCCUGGAUGUUCUGCGCUGCAUUUUCAAGAGCCAAGGAAAAGUGCUGGAUGUCUUUUUCUCCACUGCCCAGACCAAGUUGGAGGCAGCUACUCAGCAGUCCGAACUGCAGGCUUCCGUGCAAAUAAUUCAGAAUAAUCUGCAAAAACUCAAGCAGUUUGUUCGAAGAAUGGACUCAAAGGGAGAAGCUGGCUGGCAGCUUGCAGCGAGAGACUUUUCCUAUACUUUGGCAUGGACCUAUGAAGGAGUCCUUCUACUGGAGCAUGCCGCCAGGGCUGGUGCAUCAGACACAAACAUCUACGCUGCUCAGAGGUGGUGUCAGGAGAACGUCUGCCUUGUGGACAGAGAAGAGAAGGCUGGUUCUUACAACUCUGAAGCAGUUUCCCUGGAUAAAUCUUUGGUUUAUGAUGGGUAUUCUUCUCUGCGAGGAAAGCUGUAGCAAAGUAUUAGGAAUGUGAAAGAAGCCAACAUGACCUGGGUGAGAAGUGUGUCUGUAUUAUGUAUGCGUAUACGCGAGUCUCAAGUUUUCUUUUCAAAACAAGUUUGAAGGGACCCAUGUAGACAACGUUCCCACAUUAAAAGCGCCUCCAUUGUACGUUAAAUGGUCAGUUGGCUUCUGAACUCACAAACUGACUUUUGAAAUAAUUUUUAAAGAUAGAAACAGUGUCACUGCUCUACUUUAAAUAUAUAAUUUUAAGCAAUCUUUCCCAUUUCUUGCUCUCUGGAUCUGCUGGCCUUCAACUCUCAUGUCUCAUAGAACAGGUUAUCCACUAGGCAAUGGCAGUUGAAGGACUCAGUAAACCACUUAGAGAGGGGCUGGAAAGUACUGCGAAGUGGUAUAUAAGUCUAAGUGCUAUUGCUAUUACCAUAAUUAGUAAUCUAAUUGCUGGCAGCCUUUGAAACUCCUCUAUUUAGCAUUACAACUAAAGAUACAAACAACAGAACAGAGAGUAAUUAAGCACUUAAAGCAGUUCAAUUUUUUUAAUUUUUUAAAAAACUAUUUUAAUUGGUACAAGAAUGUGAACUACAGUAACCAAAUGGAGACAACCGGAUACCAAAUAAUAGUGCCUUUGCUCUUUAAAAAAAAAUCAUUGGACUUGCUGAUGCUGGACUUGAUGCAAUGGACCUUUUCUUGGAUAUAAUUUCCAUAAAAAUAAACUUUAUUCUGACUCUUCUGCUUUACUGUAUUCCACAUUUUUUUUUCAUGAAGAUCCACUGUUGAUUUCCUUUUGAGUUGAGUUCCUGCAUUCCUUUUAUCUAGACGUCAACCAUGAAAACUUCCAUAAAUUUAAACGUCAUACUUCCCGUGGUCAGCUGUUGCUGAUGAAGCAAGUCCCAAAUUACUGGAAUUAUUUGCAGAUCUGGAUAGUGGAGGAUCUAAGUUCUGUUUGCAGGGAGAGCUUGCUUUUAAAUGUUUACUGAGCUGAGGGGAAAUGGAUGCCUCUGUUUAGUAAGGGCUAGUACCGUUUAGAUGUUAUAAGAUUCACCCAAAAUGUCAAUGGAUACCUGCUGUAAUGGUUGAGUUACUGACACCAAGUAUAAGAACAACAAUGGGAGGUACAGCUGCCCAAAAAACAUAACUGGCUAGUGCAGAACAGCUUCACUUUUCCAAUGUUGUUUUGAUAAAGAAAACAAAAAGCACCAAGAACAAUUUUUCCAAAAGGAUGUUCCAAAAAAAAAA
Pseudonaja textilis is the source of this 3191-nucleotide messenger RNA. Its product is annotated as acyl-CoA dehydrogenase family member 11-like. Gene Ontology annotation, molecular function: acyl-CoA dehydrogenase activity. The record is from RefSeq and is a predicted model, not a curated record. Lineage: Eukaryota; Metazoa; Chordata; Lepidosauria; Squamata; Elapidae.